GCACUUCACCGUGACGCCGUGGAUUCAGAUGGCCUUUAAAAUUUCGCUAAAUUUCAUGUUUUUGCUGACCAAUAUGUUACUUCUUACUUUGUAAGUUCGAUUCGAUUUGUGUUUGUCAUCACAUAUGACUGAUUUUUGUUCCUAUUACAAUGGCUUCUUAUGACUUUUCAACAACUAUUUUAUAUGCUUAUCUUGCCGUCAUCACAUCGUUAUAUACUUGUCAUUGGAUUGUACACGUAGAUGCAUACCGCAUAGAUAUACUACAAGGGUACUUUGGAUGUAGUAUAUCGGAGAGUAACGCCUCAGUGAUUUGUAAACAAACAAACGUCGUCGCUGUCACAAUGAAAGUGCAGUAUACUAUUAAUGAACUCUACGCUUUACGUAAUGCCCCAAAGCCCCCUUUGUCACCAAAUUCUAAGCAGACAGUGAUUGAAUGUGGCAUACGUAGGAAGAGGGGGACUCGUGGAGGCAAAGGGAACAAACGGAAUAUACCAGUCAGAGUUAUUUCUUGGGGGAAACCCCGAUUUCAGCGACAAUCAGGUGUGAAUUAUGAGAACCUUGUGUUUGUGCCAACUAGCGACUUUACCAUCAUCACCAAGACCAGGAACCAGAAACCGGUGAUGUAUGACUUUCCAACACUGUAUAUGGCCAAUCUGAGAUCAAUUGCUAACAAAUUCGAUGAACUUUAUGCAGUGAUCAAAAUGUAUAAAGUAGAUGUGUGUGCCAUAUCAGAAUCGUGGUUAAAUAACGAUGAGGGUGACACUUUCUGUAUAGAUGGCUACAUACAACUGUCUAAGAGUCGUUCCAGUCGCCGCGGGGGAGGAGUCCUUGUGUAUGCUCGUGAUGAUCUGUACCCCAAACCUGUUACAAACAUAAGAGUUCCAGACAAUCUAGAGGUUAUAUGGAUACAACUACGCCCUCGCCGACUUCCACGUGAAGUCUCAAGCCUGUUUGUCGCUGUAGUGUACAGUCCCCCUAACUCUAACUCUGAGACCGAGUUGAUUGACCACAUCAUCGACUCAGUAGAUGUUAUCCGUUCUCGUCACCCUUAUGCUGGAAUUGCGAUUUUAGGGGACUUCAACAGAGUGGACACUGAUGGAAUAUGCACCGCCGUGUCUCUCAAACAAAUUGUAGAAGAGCCUACUAGGAACGAUGCCAUUCUGGAUAAAAUCAUUACAAAUCUCCAGAAAUACUACAAGAAAUGUGAAAUAAAGUGUCCAGUCGGUACCAGUGACCACAAUGCCAUCCUCUGGUGCCCGCUACCAUCGUUUGCUCAUCGCCCCAACACUACCAUGAGGCGUACUGUGCGACCCAUGAAGGACUCGGACACAAGAGCAUUUGGUCGAUGGAUUUCGACAUACUCCUGGACUGAAGUCCAUGACGCAGUAUCCUCAGAGGUCAAAUGUAAUGCAUUCUGUGGAACCCUCAAGUCUGCUAUGGACCAUUUCUUCCCACUGAAAAGGGUGAAUAUUCACGAGAGAGACAAGCCCUGGGGAUGA
Lytechinus variegatus (green sea urchin) is the source of this 1499-nucleotide messenger RNA. RefSeq lists its product as uncharacterized. The record is from RefSeq and is a predicted model, not a curated record. NCBI's taxonomy places the organism in Eukaryota, Metazoa, Echinodermata, Echinoidea, Temnopleuroida, Toxopneustidae. The transcript is spliced from 2 exons. The coding region runs from base 150 to 1499 and encodes 449 amino acids. Gene Ontology annotation, molecular function: catalytic activity.